AUGGCGGGGAAUGUGAGCGAAAACGAAGAUUUGUCAGAGGUACCGUAAGAUAAGUUUGUGAAGAUCUGUGAACAUUUAUUCAUUGUGAUAUGAAGCCUAAACGUGUGUAAGGAAAGUUUUUUUGUAACGUUUGUCACCACAGGGGGUAGAUCAACUUUAUUUUCUUUUUUUUUCCAAGAUUCAAUAUGGAGGAGCUGGAUAUGGGUCUGAGUUUGACGAACAAGAAACGUUUGAGAGGUAGUACAAAUAAUGAAAUACCUUGUGUUUACGAGUUAAAGAUAGAUCAAUAGCCGUCCUUUAUUGCUAAACCUCUAAAAUAUGUUAACUAGGACUUGUGUGCUACGGAAAACCGGGAAGUACAGUAACCAAUGGUAGUUCAAUUCAGGUAGUUAAUUCCAGAAAUGACUCAAAUGACUCGGAGUAUUCAAAUAAAAGGAUACAAAAAUUUAAAUCUCUUUUUCUUAGAGAUGAGGGUCAUCCCCCCACCCACCCACAUCCUUAUAUACUGGGGUAGAAAUAAUUAUUUUCCUACAACAUGCAACAUGGCCUUGAAACAGCAACAUACAAUGUACUGCAAGUGCAAUACCAAAGGAUUGAUGCACAGCAAUGAAUAUUGCAAAAAACAAAAACAAAAACAAAGAACAGACAAGUAAAUAAAAAUGAAAUUCAAGGGCGGGUCAGCUGUUGUAUAACAUGUUUUUGUUAAUGUUGUGUCACUGUGUCACAGGAGGAAAACUUGGAGAGAUGAUGAACUGUCUGGCAUCAAGAGAAAGUCCAAUACAACUUCUGGUUUACCAAAUAAACGCAUGGUUUCAAAUGAAUAUAGCAGGUAACAGGUCAAAUAAAUUGAUUAGCAUUGCUUGUAUCAUCAACCAAUGUUAGUCAAAGUUUCUCUACCCAAUAACCUUUUUCAAAUUUUUUUUUGUGCCCCUGACGCAUUCCUUGUGACUCAGGGAUUUUUCAAGUACAUGUGUGGAGUCAGGAUUAGCCAGUCAGAAAGAGGUUGAGAUCAGAGGGCUGUAUAAGGGCAAAUUAUUUUAGCCUGGAUGGCCAGAUUGAAGAACCCUAUAUGUGACUUUCUUGGGUCUCUGAGUUGAGUUCCUGAUCUUCUUGAAUAACGGUAUGAAACACUUUGUAAUAAAAGCAGUUUGUUUUGAUCUUCUGUGGUCUUUCCCAUCUGUGCCCUCUUUUGGCUCUGCAGUAUUUCUUUUCAAUGGGAUUCUUCUGUUGUAAGCUGUAAUUUUGAGAUUGAAGUUGGUAAGACAUGCUAGAAAAGUUGCUGAAAACUUUUUUGGUGUGAUCUAGCUACCCUAAUAAUUUGGUACCCAGUUAUUCUUUGUUUGUUUGUGAAAUCAUCUGAUAAUGCCAUUAAUAUAUGUUGAACUUUUCAGGGUGGAGGCAAAAGGUCAAAAAUAUGAGUUCAUAGCCCUGGAUGCAGUAUCUUUUUUUAAUAUUAUAAUAACUACCAGUGACGGAUCCAGACCCUCAGAAAGGGGGGGGGAGGGGUCCGGUCAUCCAGACCCUGAGAUAAGGGGGGGACCUGGCCUUUAAAAAAAAUUUUUUCGGCCCUUCGGGUCUCAUUUUGGUCUAAAAAUAAGGUGGGGGAGCAGGCCCCCAGGCCCCUCCCCUGGAUUUGCCACUCAUUACUUCAGGGAAAUUAAGUCAUUGCUAUUUCAGGCCUGCCUUUUAUUUGCUGUUAUUUAAUGAGGGCAGUGUUGCCAAGAUUUGAUACAACUUGUACUUCAAUAUCAUUGGAAAUCCACAUAAAAUUAAUCAUGAUAACACCGAUCUUGUCAAAAGUUAACUUAACUACUGUAGUACAUGAGCUAUUAAUGAAUAUUAAAAGAAAUUCUUUUAAUGUUCACUAUCUGGUCAUUUUGAGUAUGAUUGUACAUAUUAUAAGGGUGUGUACUGUACCUUUUGGGGACUAUUAAGAACCCACAAUCUUAAUCUCCAAGUUGCUGUUACACUUGGUUGGCAAGUAUGUAGCCAGCAUUCCUUUGGACUUCCACCAAGUCAAGAAGAAAUGGAAUGAAUAGAACUGUAAUCUCAUCAUUCAUGUUUUUACCCUCUAGUACCUUUUAAUUUGAUCAGCCCAUGUUAUUUGACCAAAGUUAGCCCAAGAGCAUUUUUCUUUAUCAAGCUGGAAAACAUAUAAAUAACAAUAACAAAAAUACAAAUGACAAGAUACAAAAAAACUUACUAAUUGAAUUUCAAUAAUCAUCUGUAAAAAUAAAAUUAAAUUACAAAAAAAAAGGAAAUUUGUAAUAUAAAUUUAAAAAGGAAAUGAUAUAAACUAAAGAGGUUCCUUGACAAUUUAGUACUCAAAACACAAAAAGAUGAUCAAUGACUAUAUAUUGUAUUAUGGAAAAGGAAUAGAGCAUUACAAGAGAGACAGGUUUGUGAUUCACAUAUUAAUCAAAGACAAAAUUAAAAGAAAAAAAUUACUAUAGUAUUCGCCCAGUUUGUUGCCUGAUUCAUGAAAGUUGGUUUCUUUUACUACAUGUAAUAUUAUUCUUCUAUGAAUCUGUAAUUUAUUUUGCCCUUCUUUUAUCUUGAAGCGGAUUCUUAUUCUUUUCAAAGAAAUAAAGUGCUGCUUACUUAUCUUUAUGCAGUGAAGUGCAUUCAGCUGCAUGCCUAAAUGAGUUAUCGACUUUGCCACAUAUGACAGAUAAAUGCAUUUUUUAGCCACUAUAAUAGUUACUGGUCAAUCUUUUUCUGAAACAAUAAAAUCAGUGACAAGAGCUCAUUCAUACUUAUAUUUUCUAUUUCCAGACCCCAAAUUUUCAGAAUAUUAUUUACCCCAAGGGCAAUGAGUCUGGAUAAUUAACAAUUACUAAUUAAUAUUACAGUCAAACCAGGUCAAGCGUUCCCGUCGCUAACGAACUAAUGAAUUCAUUCACGGAAAAAUGAUUUCGUUUGUUGAUUCAAUAAUCCAUUCAUAAAAUGAACAAUCCAAUAGUCAUAUUUAGCCUCGAUUCCAUAAUCAAAUGUUGAUUCGAUUACUGUUUUUUGAAAAAUUACACUUUCCACAAGUUGACCUCAGAAUUUUGUUUUUUCCUCUUUUUCUUCUGAGAGUCGAGUGCUGGCGAGUUCUGAAGUUCAAACCCAAACAAACUGUUACAUGUACGCCAGUUUGCUGCCAAUAAUCAGUGCAACAGACCUAGGCCUGACCUCUUAGAAAACACGACGGUCAAACUGAGGUCAGUGUAUGUGCGGUGAUUGGUGGAUUUCGAUCCUUGGCCUUUGUGAGUUUCUUUGCGUUUGCGGUCUGUCUAUUCUAGCUGUUAUUUUGAUUAAAGGGAUUAUUGAAUCAACAAACGAAAUCAUUUUUCUAUUAAUGAAUUCAUUAGUUUGUUAGCGACGGGAACGCUUGACCUGGUUUGACUGUAAAAGAGCAGAAUAAUAGAAAACAUCUUCCAAAUUUGAUCAACACUAGCUGUUUGUAAAGAAUAAGCUGGGGGUGAUUUUUGAAUGAAAAAUGGUCAAGGUUCCACUGUAGUGAAUAUAUAUAAAAAUGCAAUUUUGUAAGGCUAAUUAUUUUUUUCUAAGUCCUAUGUUUUAAUUAUCUUUAUUAUUUGAGUAUAGCUCCAGAGACAAAACUGACUUGGAUGUCAUAAAGGAAGAACACAGGUAUGUUGACUUCCAUUUAAACUCAUUGCAAUACCAUACUGGGUUGAUAGCCUUAUUCGCACUAAUUAUUCCUGGGUUACAUCCAAACUUGUGCUCUCUGUUUUGGUACUGUUUAGUCAGCCAAUAACCUCAAGCUUUCUUCAAAACUACACAAUAUUUUAUGGGGAAUGAAACAACUUAUAUCUAUUCAGUGGUAUCAGUUUUCUGCUCCAAAGUAAGUAGUCAUUAAAUUACUAAACAUAUUAUUUUCCCUGGUCUGAUAGGUGUAUUUGGGGAAGAAGGGGGGGGGGGGCAGUCUAGAUCCUCAGAACCCUCCUUAUAUCUCCCACUGUAUUGCACAAUUCCAAAAAUUCUAAACUCAAUACCACAUUUCAGAUUAGAGGGUGUAAGAAUUAGAAUCGUCAAAAAUAAGGCAGGGUUAUAAAACUAUAAAUUUUAGAUUAAGCUGUCUCAGUUUGGUGACUUUUUUAAAAAUCAAGGAAUGAGAGAUUACAUGCUGGUUGAAGUGAAUACAAAUCAUUGUGUACUGUACUGUUAAUGACAUAUUAUCACUUUCUUGAUAGAUUCAUUUGGAAUGAAGAAGACAAUCCAGAGAGUACAUGGUAAGUUGUUUGAUAUUUCAACAUCACUGUGAUGGUUAUGCAAACACUAACAUCUAACCUUUUACCAUUUCUACUACUGACCUUUUUUUUUCUUUUUUUAGGGAAAAGCGUUUGGCAAAGAAGUAUUAUGACAAGUUGUUUAAAGAAUACUGUAUUUCAGAUCUUAGUAGAUACAAGGAAAACAAGGUACACUAUACUUGACCCAAUAUAUGUUUUAUGUAAAACUAUCAUCCUCCCCUUUUCUGUUCUGAUAUAGAUCCAUAAAUAUGGACCAUGAUGCUGAAGAAAUGUAUAAAAAUUUCCCAUAAUUUCUUGAUGCAUCUGAGGCAGUAGACACCUCAGCAAGAACAUGAGGCUAAAAGACUGAUCGCUGUUGAUAUUUAAAAGGGAUUAAGUAGAUUUCCUCGCUUGAAUCUCCCCAUGCUAUCUCAAUGUUAGCUUACAGAUGCACGGCCUCCCUUGAACUGCCCAAAUACAGACUUACUGAUAGUUUUGUGUUAAGUUUUGGUUUCUUUUACAUGUACCUUACAAUAAACUUGAAACCGCGCUUGUUUAUUAUUUUUGUUAAUGACAGUAGUCUGACAUUUGGAACCUUCUUGCAGGUGGCCUUGAGAUGGAGGAUUGAAAAAGAAGUUAUUGAUGGAAAAGGUAUAAAACUAAACUUAAAUCAUAACCACUGAUGAUUCUGAGAAUUCAAAGUUCAUUUGAUUUUUUAAAAAUUCAUUUUGAAAAUGAAAAUUUCUAUUUUGGAAAUUGAAACAUUAUUUCAGAGAUCUUGUUGAAAAUCAAAAUUUCUUUCAACAUUUGGAGUGCCCAUUUGAGAAAUUGAGACUUCCAUUUUGGAAAUCAUUUUGAGAAAGUCUAUUUUGGAGAUGGCAAUCUUGAUUUUAGCAGUCAAAAGUCUCAUUUUGAAAAUUUCUCUUGGAAAUUACAAUUUGAUUUGAAAGUUCAAAAUGCUUAUUUUGGAAAUCACAAUCUUGUCUUGGGUAAUCAAAAAUUUCAUUUUGAUAGUCAAAAAGUGCUUUCAAAGUUUUCAUUUUCACCUCUGGACAUGAGAAGAAAGAAUCCAAUUUUUUGUUUUGGAAAUCAGAACUUGAUUUUACUUCUAUAAUAAUUGUCUUGAAUCCUAACGUUUACGAUCCAGGCCUAUUUUAAAAGAUUUAUAUCCCAUUUGGAGUCAUCUGAGCAUAGUGACACUUAUAUCGUGCCACCAAUUUGCACCAAUUGGCUGAUUUUUAAGAAGGGGACAUUUUUCAUCUUGUUCUUUCUGGAUUUGCCAACAAAUCCCAUAGUUCCACAAGUUCAAUUUUGUGAUGUCAUCGCUUCUUUUCACUAUUAAAUAGUAAUUGAAGUAACCAUCAGAAGGUGUCUAAGUAGAGAGUGGACUGAAAACUCUGUAAGAGGUCCCCACAUGUGAAUAAAUAAAUAAAUACUCAAGAUGUAAUCGCCGGUAGCCUGCGAACAGCAGACGCAUUUCCGGUCGUUGCUUCUCUCCCUCCGAAAAAUAUUUUUUUGGAGGGAGAGAAGCGACGACCGGAAAUGCAUCAGCUGUUUGCAGGCUAAAUCGCCGGUCGUCACCUAGUAGUUAUAGAUACUGCAAGGCAUUAAGUCUGGAUCACAAAGGAAGAAAUUGGUGAACAGUUAUGGCACACCAUAUACUAAAUAUUAUGUUUCUUUAUUAAAGGACAGUUCAUUUGUGGCGAUAAAAGGUGUACAGAAACGGAGGGACUUCGUAGCUGGGAGGCGAGUUGUAAUUGUUUGUGAUCAUGACAUUAUGAGAAACUAUUGUUUUCACUGACUGAAUGUAGGGAGUGGAGAAAGCCAGCGAGACAAAGGUGCUCUAGUUCUUAUGUCAAGUUGAAACAAUCGCAACCGUGCUCAAGCCUUUGUUUUUUGUUUACAUACCAAUAUUCUCUCAAACGACUAUUUAACUCUGACAAUAGACGGGAUCGAAACGCACCAAUGACAUUACGAGUCUUUGUAGCCCAAUAACAUCACGGCUUAACUGACAGACGACCAAUAACAUCGCGACUUAAUUGACCAAUCAGGUCAAUAACCAGAGUUUAAUACCAUCAACUGACGUGAUCACUUUGACUAAGAGGUUGUCGAAACAUCAGUCACUGUUAACAACAACAGUCCUAUUCAGGACUACGUUCACCCAGACGAUCGUACUCAACCGACCUCCGAGUUGACUACUGGGUUAAAACCUUUCAGAAACCUUUCACAUUAUUUUCUCUGUUGAAUAGUUCUACUGUCGAACCUCCACUAAAGGCCACCUCUCUACAACAGCCACUUUUUUUUGGCAGACAGUCCAUACAUUGACUCUCUAGGAUUUAUUGUUUGGCAGAGAAGUCCCAAGUGGCCAAAGGCAAUGAGCUUUCCAGGGGGGUGUGGGGGCAUGCCCCCCAGAAACGUUUUGAAAUGAAUAUGCGCUGACAUGCAAUCUGGUGCAUUUUGAGACUCAAUUUUGCAAAAUGUUACAGUGUUUGCACUAACCUCGUCAUGUCCGGAUGAUUUUUCCGAUAUAGUUACUUAUAUACUGUAAUGAGAACAAUAUUUUUUUGGGGGAAAGCUGAUCAUUUUAGGGGGGGGCAGGAAGCUUCUACCCCUCAAACACCCUAGAUAGAACCCUGACUUCUGUUUAAACCUCUCUACAACGGCCACCUCUCUACAAUGGCCACUUUCGUCUGUUCCCAAGGUUGCCAUUGUGGAGAGGUUCAACCGCUGUAUCAUUAAGAAACCGAUAUAAUACGUAUAUUUAUUUUCGCAGUUCACCCUUUUUUGUUUUGAUGUCAGGGUUGAACUGUAUCUUUCUUUUCGAAGUUUAGUUGCAUUUUCAAUACUUACACUGUCAUUUUCUUUUAAUUAGCAAUUUUUCUCUUUGUUUUUACAGGUUAACUUUGGUUAUAUGGAACAUGGAGAGAAGAAAAAUACGCUGAUAAAACUUAGUACGUAGAUAAACUUAGCAAUUAAAUGAUUUUAAUCAAAUUACGGCUGUGAAUUUAAUGAUUUGUUUUAUCUGUGGGGUUAAAAGUGUAAAGAUGGACUUAGUGAUUUCAUUGAAAUUAAAAUCUUUUUAACCGAUUUCUAUUGAACCUUUUUCUAACACAGGGCUUUGUCCGGAUUGUUCUUAUAAACUCAACUAUCGUCACCAGUAAGUGUUUUUUUAUUACUAGAUUAGUAUAUAUUCACGGGGACAACUAUUAAUGGUGCGUUCAGUACUGUUGACCUUAUAUCCAGGAAUAGGAAUAAUAACAUAUUAGAAUAUUCUGGAAUAUCCCUUUGAUUGACCUGUUUCAUAUCUAGAAGAUUUAUCCUUCUCAGACGGAUAAUUCAUCUCUAGUCUAAAUUCGGUCAAUGAAACAGCUCAAUCAAACGGAUAUUCCAGAAUAUUCUAAUACAUUUGUAUUUUAAACUUGUUUAGUCUGUCAGCACCUACGUCUAUCACACGAGACGAAUUUGGAGCCAAAAUUCGUCUAAACACCGGAUUUAUAUCCAGACGAUUUAUCCUUCUCAAAUAGAUAAUUCGUCUUAGACAGAUAAUUGAAGACGCCUCUAGUAUAAAUUCGGUCAUUUCUUUGGUUUAAGACGGUUAAAUGACUUUUCUAACAGGUUAUUUUAUAGAAGGAAAGCCAAUUUGAAAAUGGCUCAGAUUGCGGUUUUAUCAUAAGACUGCUUUUCAGGGUAUCCAGCUAUAGAGCCAUUCAUUUAUAUGUAAUGUUGACAGUCAAGCCAUAUGAAACUGCGAAGAUUCUAUAACAGACUCUCUAAUACGUUCGUAGAUUGCGUAUAUCUCUAAUGAGUUCACAGCUAAGUUCAUUUUAUAAAAAAUUGACCUGUUGCUUGUUGCCAAUAUAAAUAUGUAAAAAAGGAUGCAGUAUUGUUUAAAUUAUUCUGGUACAAGGUUUUUGUCCAAUGAAAAUUGAAAUUACUCAAUUUUCUGAUGGAUUCCGUCUUAAUACAACUCUUGGAAUUUGAUAUAACUUAGGCUUGUACCCUCAUGUUAUAUCCAAGAGUUACGGUGCUUCAUUUUUCUUUGUACUGAACUGUUUAUUUGUAUCCAUAGAAGGAAACUCGCGAAGCAAAGAAAGAAAGAAAAAAUUACGACAUCGGUAGAGUCUCUUUCAACUAAAGAGAAGAAUAAGAAACACAAAGACAAAGACAGACCAGUGCCAUCAGUGGUUUCUGGUAACCAUUCUGAUGAUGAAAGAGGUUAGUUUUUUUCUUUCAUUUUAUGACCAGAACACGCGCCUGUGUUGUUGUUAACUUAUAGAUCGGUCGCCAGUGUGACUUUGAGCGCUUUCCAUUUGUAUGGAAAACCCGGCAAUUCCGGUGAGAAUUCAAAUGGAACGGUUCAUCCUGGUGGAAAUUUUUCGGGAAAGAGGUAAAAUCUUCCGAGAUGUUACCUUUUUCCCGCUUUACCGAAAUGACCGAAAUUUUCUGUACCAUUUUUGUGGAUUGCCAGUGCCAGGCUUCCUUUCGAGAGAGAGGAUUUACCGUAAUUUUGUAAAUGGUACAACUAAAUCCCAUUCCUGUUUUCGUUGCGAACAAAAUACGAGAACCAUUUGUCGGACAAUUUUCACCGAAAUUUCCGUACAAAUGGUAGGCGCUCUCUUUUAAAGAAUUUGACACGGAGUAGAGGAUCGCUGUAAGCAAAUGUGGGAGCGACACCGAUUUCGGUCAUCCUUCAUUCUCGAGGGAACCCACCAAAAAGUAGCUCUCCAGUAGAGUGGGAACCCUAGUACUAGGCUUACGGGCUAUUCAAAUGCCGAGGUGAUGCGCUGUGACUUUCUUUCUGGGUCAGGUGGUGCAUGCGUAUCUGCUCUUGCGCGAGCGAGAUUUCCUUAGGCUGCCUCAGGUGGUCGACUUAGUCAUGUUGGACUGCAGUACAAACUUCAUUCUGGAGCGAAAUUCCUUCUUUCAUGAAAGUUAUUCCUGUAACAUGUGGAUAGUCCCUCUCUCUUGGCCACAAGAGCAUAACAUGCUGGUCUUUUAAGAGUUUUAUGUUACUCAUUAUAAGUCAGUUUCACUACUGCAAGGCGGGUAUUAUUCCUUAUCCAGUUUUAAAAGUAUCAUGUUGAGUUGGAAUAUAAGUUAAGCUUGAGCGGUAGUGAUGUCAUGACGAUAACGUAAAAAAAACCUCUAGUAGUGAAAAACCAGCUUUCAGUUUAGAUUUUGGAAUUUCGUUCAUCAACAGUACUCGAUUUUGCUUCAAUUUUAAGCCACCUUUAGUACUUUGCAGUUUUUUAAACACAUAAAUUAUUUAUUCCCAAGAAAGGACCAGAACGGUUUGAUUAUCGUUUGUUCUACUAUAGUCACUUUGUUAUUGAUGAUAACGUUUGAUUGGCUCUGUAGGACAGGAGCCCAUAACCUGGAGUGAGAUGCACCCAUACAAUGCCUUUGUCACGGCAUUUUCACGGACGGUUUAUUUUUAGAUACAAUUUACAGCACUUUUUCCCACGAAAAUGAGAUAAGAAAAGAUAUGCAAAAGGAAAGCGAAAUUAAAAGGUAAAAAAUACCUUUUUCAGGUCUGUAGUUUUUGCUGACUGGUUUGUGGGACUCCAAAAGAUACUCUAAAUUCGCACCAAAACCGUUCUAAAAAUAACUUAUCGGUGUAAAUGCCGUGACACGAGGACAUGGAAGUUGCUCUCUCCCUGUUAUUAGCUCCUGGCAAGACUAUUAGUAACACUGUUGUUGGUGUUGACUGGUGCAAUUCAACAUCACCAAUGAAGAGCAAAAUACUGUAAUCAAUGAGAAGGUGACAAAUCACACAAAAACCAUGAUGCAUAGACUAAUAAUUGUCUCACAGGUCACUCUCAGGUGCUUAUGUGGUUAUUGGUUUAAAAAUUUACACCAUUACCGUUUCUUUCGGUUAUAUAUAGAUGUACCUUCUGGCUCCGCCCCGAAUAAGGAGGCUUCGAGUGUUGAAGAUAUCUGGAAAGGCCCCGCCAAGAAAACCGUAGACAAAACAAGGUAUAUGUCUUUGUUGCUUAAGGAUCCAGAUAGACAUGCAUCGAGGUCAUUUAUUCUGAUCAUUUUCAGUCUGGCCCCAGUUGUUCGAAAAGUGGAUAACGCUAUCCGCCGGAUAAUUCCCUAUCCACUGGAUAACGCAGUUGGGUUCCCUCACACUUAUUCCCUGGAAAGUGAUGUUUCCCGUGGAUAGCGCUAUCCAACUUUCGAACAAGUGGGGCAUCCCAUAGCACAGGUAGACCACCCACUGUUCGUGCGGCCAUUGUUGUUGCAAUCUGUAAAUGUUUCAAUAAAAGAUCAAACUAAAUGUUAACCGAGUCAGUGUCAGGUUUUUUCACCGUCCCGAGUUGUGUACAACGAUAUUUUGCGAGGUAAUUAUUUGACUGGCGUCUUCAAGUCAACUAAUUUUGUUACAAAAAUAAAGCAUCAAACAGCUCGGCGGGGACAGCGAAAAAUGAGACAUGAAUUAGUCAACAUUUCGUUUGAUCUUUGAUUGAAUAUGUACUUUCAAAUCCGAAGCUUGGCGCACAUCCUAACCGCCGUACAUUAAGUUUAUCCAUUCUCUGUUUAUUCUAUACAUUACUAUAAAUCGAUGAUCCCAUACUGGCUCACAAACAGGGUGGUUGCCCUGUGCUCAUAGGAAGCCUUAUGAGCCAACUGACAGCAAAAACAAACAAACAAACAAAGAGCUUACAAGAAAUGACCUUAUUUUUUGGGCUAAGUAUUGGAAAAUCCUGUUGGUCCUAAGUUGUCCAAGUGAGCUUUAAUUUAUGAUUGUGUACAAAGAUGAUUAAAUUUUGUAUUCUCUAACUUUUUAAAUCGAUAGAGAAGAGGAAUUUGAAGAGUACUUCCAAGAUAUGUUCCUUUGACCAAAUUCUUUUUUUCGUGCCAGGCAAAAGAACAGGAUGCAG
Messenger RNA from Porites lobata, 11116 nucleotides. The record is from the annotation of a GenBank genome assembly. Lineage: Eukaryota; Metazoa; Cnidaria; Anthozoa; Scleractinia; Poritidae.